AUGCGGCAAGAUUUGUCCUGCUCCCAAGGAUCCUUACGCCUAUCCUACCCCAAUAGAAACAGUGCCGCCUCCCUACUCUCCACAUCAACAUGCUCAGAUACCAGCUACAUCCUUGGCAGCACCUUGUCUUUGACCGGUGAAGAAGCCGACUGUCAAGAGUCUAUCGUCUACAGUGACGGAUGCAGGACAAGGACCUAUGACACCCAUAGCAAUUCUCCUAGGCAGGAGACGCCCAGCAACUAUUCGCUUAGCAGUCCUGAACUGUCGCUGUCUGGCUCUUUUACUGAUGUCCCUAUGUUGCUGAUCAAUGGCGUACCACACCAUGACAUGCAGGUCAACACAUCUCCCGUAUCAGAAAACGGCUCACCACAGAAGCCAUUCACUCCUCACGGUUCCCCAGUCUAUGGCAGUCAGCCAACAAUGACGUUUGUCAUGGACUCUUCAAAAUUUUGGUUCCGACCAAAUAUCAGCAGAGCAGAGGCUGAGGCCCUGGUCCGGGACAAAGAACCGGGAACAUUUGUGGUGAGAGACAGCACUACCUACAGAGGAAGUUUUGGUCUGGCCAUGAAGGCGGAUCCUCCAAUCACUCUAUCACAAAAAAAUAAGAGCGGACAAAUCAGCUCUAAGUUUAUCAAGCACUUCCUGAUCGAAUCGUCACCAAAAGGUGUUCGUCUGAAAGGAUCCACUCAGGAGCCAUUCUUUGGAAGCCUGUCUGCCCUUGUGUACCAGCACACUAUUUCACCUGUCGCUUUACCCUGCAAACUACUGCUCCACACCCACGGAUUAGAUGGAGAAGCAGAAAAAAACACAGGCAACAAGAAAGUAACAGCCUCCAACUUCAUCUACCUGAACGCCGUCCCCACUGAGACGUUGACGGGACCGUGUGCAGUUGAGAGGGCCGUCUCCUCCACCCUCCAACUCCUCUCAGGGUCCUUUGAACCCACCAUCGUCAACCUGAAAGUGUCCUCGAAGGGUAUCACGCUGACGGACAUCAACAGGAAGCAUUUUUUCAGGCGUCAUUACCCUGCUCACCUGCUCAGCUACGGUGGAGAUGACCCGGAAGAUCGAAGGUGGCGGAAAGGUUCAAGUUUUGGCGCAAGGAUGUUUGGCUUCGUGGCAAAAGGCGUGGAAGCCGGCGCGGAGAACGUGUGCCACGUCUUUGCAGAGUAUGAUCCUCUGCAGCCCUGCAGUGCGGCCGUCGACCUCAUCAAGGCCGUCAUAACCAAGUCAUAG
This is a messenger RNA of Entelurus aequoreus (snake pipefish), 1233 nucleotides long. RefSeq names its product tensin-4-like. Gene Ontology annotation, molecular function: protein binding. The transcript is spliced from 12 exons. Lineage: Eukaryota; Metazoa; Chordata; Actinopteri; Syngnathiformes; Syngnathidae. The record is from RefSeq and is a predicted model, not a curated record. The coding region runs from base 1 to 1233 and encodes 410 amino acids.